Molecule: messenger RNA, 687 nt
Organism: Fusarium coffeatum
Lineage: Eukaryota; Fungi; Ascomycota; Sordariomycetes; Hypocreales; Nectriaceae
Exons: 2
Coding region: 1-687 (228 amino acids)
Source: RefSeq, a predicted model, not a curated record
AUGGCUGCCAAGAUCCCAUCUUCUCAGGCUACGUACCAGCCUCUUCCAAGAGAGGACCCUUCUGCUGCUUUGCUCGAGCCCUCUGAAAGAGACAACAGUGAUGAUGGAAAGUCGCCUGUUUUUAAGCUCAACUUCUCUUUGAUCCUGUUGCUGCGCUUGUUGGUAGCCCCUCUCCUCAUCACCGACAUCGUGUUCAUCUGCAACCCCUACUACUCUCGCGGCUCAGCCGGUGUGUUUGCUGCUGGAGGUAUUCUUAUGGCUAUUUGGCAUGGAUCUCGCGUCUUGAAGAGCUGCCUCCCCGGUGGAAAUGGCAACAAAUUCAACAUCAAGAUCGGAAGCUUGUUCUGCAUGUGUGGUACAACAUCGACCUCUAGAGCAGUCUCUUCUAGGAUGUGGUCAUGGCUCGUCAGCCUUGUCGACUUUUCCUUCGGUCUCUACUUCAUCGGCCCCUCUGUUACAUCUCUUGCAUACGGCAACUUCAGAGAAAGUGCGGCUGUGGGAGGAUUGAGUAUCACUGUGGUGAUUAUGCAAUCGAUUAUUGCUUUCCUCAACUUGUUCAGCGUGUUCCGUAAGAUGAACAUUGCUAUCUACAAGGGCGAGGAGGAGCAGGACCGCCUUUACUCGAUUCCAGAGCUCUUCCGUGAUGAAGCAUCCGAGCCCCGCGAUUCGAUGUCUUCUGAGGUCUAA